Galeopterus variegatus (Sunda flying lemur) is the source of this 912-nucleotide messenger RNA. RefSeq names its product putative coiled-coil domain-containing protein 144C. The transcript has 2 exons. Lineage: Eukaryota; Metazoa; Chordata; Mammalia; Dermoptera; Cynocephalidae. The annotation marks the transcript as partial. The record is from RefSeq and is a predicted model, not a curated record.
CGUUCUAGACUGGCUGCUGCUAUCCAAGAUCGUGAUCAAAGUCAGACAUCUAAAAGGGAACGAGAACUUGCUUUCCAGAGAGCAAGUGCUGAGAGGUUUCAUUUACAGGAAAAAAUGAAUUUUAAUAUAUCUGUCCUAAAAGAUAAGAAUGAAUUUCUUUCUCAGCAAAUUUCUAAAGCUGAAAGUAAAACUGAUAGCCUAGAAAUUGAGCUCCAUCGCAUAAGAGAUGCUCUCAGAGAAAAUACUUUGGUCUUAGAAUGUAUGCAAAGAGACCUAAGCCAAAUACAGUGUCGAAUGAAGGAAAUUGAACACUUUUAUCAAAAUGAACAAAGCAAAGUGAAUAAAUGCAUUGGAAAUCAGGAAUCUGUAGAGGAGAGAAUAUCUCAACUGCAACGUGAAAAUUGUUUUCUUCGACAGCAACUGAAUGAGGCUCGCAACAAAGCUGAUCAUAAAGCAAAGAUAGUAAUUAAUUUCCAAUGCCAGUGUUGUGGUACUGUAAGAACACUUCAAGUUCAGAGUGAAAAAACAACUCUUAUACUAGAAAAGAGAAGCGAGCAGUUCAUCAAUGAACGUAAUCAUUUAAAAGAAAAACUGCGUCAGCAUGAAAAUGAGGAAAAAAUAGAAGUUGAUGAUCUUAGAGCACAACUGGAAGCUACAUCCUCAGAAUGUCUACGUCUGGAUGAAGAGAGUCAAGUUCAACAGGAGUUACUAUCUAUGAAAAUAGGACUAAAGAAAUGCGAAGAACUAGAGAAGGCAAAAAAGAAGUUGGAACAAGAAAUAGUAAACCUCAUAAGCCAUAUGGAAAUGAACAUGGUAGAACGUGGUGAAUUGGAACAGUAUGAACGGGAGAUUAAAGAAAGAGCAAGACAGGAGAUAUUAGAAAAAUUAGAAGAAGUCAAUCUGUUUUUACGG